GCUCGCUCAAAAAGUUAGCGAGAUCGGCUGCAUCGGCUGACAAGGCCUUCACCAACAGCUGCCAUGGUAUGUCACCAAAGAAUUGCUUGUCUGACUCCAUCGGCCACCGAUAUUUGCGUCGCGCUGAACCUCCGCAGAUAUAUUGUGGGCACCACGCAUGAAUGUGAUGACUUGGCAGAUGCAACUGGUGGUCCAACAAUCCUGACGAGAGAUGCCAUCAGGGAGCAGAACAUCUCGUCACAAGCAGACAUCCACAGAAAGGUACAAGAGAUGUCACAAAAGGCUACAGCUUCGGAGUGCAACGUGGAUGACCUUCCUUCGUUGUAUCCUAUUGAUGGAGAAGCCUUGCAGAAGGCGGAGCCUACUCUGAUCAUCACCCAAGAUCUCUGUCAGGUGUGUGCCCCCUCCUCUCGAAGUGUGGCAAGGAUCUAUGAAGGUUCUCCGUCGAAGGUCGAAGUUCUUUCCCUGAGUCCCAACAGUCUGGAAGACGUUCUGGAGAACAUUCAAUUGGUGGCGUCAACGGUGGGCGUUGCAGAAGUGGGAAAGCAGCUGGUAGAUGAAAUACGGAGACAGCUGAAAGAGCUUCAUGAUACAAUUCUUGAACACCGCGAUGCACGCAAGCCUCGCAUGUUUUUAUUUGAAUGGCUGUCACCACCCUUUGAUGCUGGACAUUGGAUGCCAGACAUGAUGCAGUGGGCCUGUGUGGACCAUGCCUGCAGCCGGAAGGCUGAUCGAAAGUCCAAGGAGUUGACUUGGCAAGAAGUGGCAGACACCAAACCAACGACUCUGCUUGUGGCCUGCUGCGGUUUUGACUUGGAACGAAAUUACCAGGAUGCCCUCUCCGUCUCCUCCGACCUCGCCUCCCUGGGUGUUUCGGCGGCCUUUGCCACCAACGGCGACCAGUUCUUUGCGCGGCCAGGGCCGAAGCUGCUGACGGGCGCCGUGCUGAUGGCGCUCUGUGGCUAUUGGGAUCAACCCAAGGUGCUGGAUGCGAUCCGAAGCCGACCCUUUGGGCUUGCAGCUACGCAGUACAAGCGGAUUCCAUUGGAUACAGCAGUGAAGAGAAGGAAACUGGAGAGCGAAAGUGUUCCCGACAUUGAAGAUUUCUACAAACUUCACCAGGAGGCAUGUGCCCGUGGCGACACGUUUUACACGGACCCUGCCAGCGGUUUUUUGGUCUUUACGGAAGUGGCGCAUCGGAAGCGCGGCAAAUGCUGCGGCUCGGGCUGCCGCCACUGCCCCUACAAUCAUGCCAACGUGCGCGAGGAGCAGAAACUGGUGCGCAUUCAGCAGCCUGCGAUUCUGGCGCGGGGCACCAAUCCAAAGUUCGCCCCGGAUGCGGCGCCGGAUUUGCGCGUGGUGUUUUUCAGCGGGGGCAAGGAUUCCUUCCUGACGGUCCGCACUUUGGCCUCCGCGGGGCCCAUGGGCCUAGUCCUGCUGACCACCUUUGAUGCACCCAGCCGCGUCAUAGCACAUCAAGACAUCUCGAUCGAGAUAGCGCAACGGCAAGCGAAGCAUUUGGGUUUGACACUGCUGGGAGUUCCGAUGCACCGUGGAAGCAGCGAAAGCUACAUCAGUCGCAUUGGAAGGGCCUUGGAUCUUCUGCAAACGGAGUUUGGAAAAAAAGUCAAGAGCUUGGUUUUUGGCGAUUUGCAUUUAGAUCACAUUCGCAGCUGGAGAGAAACAGAGCUCAGCAAACUGGGUUUUCAAUUGGAAUUCCCCCUGUGGCACAUGGAUUACCACCGCUUGGAGGAAGAUUUGACCGCCUCUGGCAUACACGUGGUGGUUUCCUCCUCCACCAUUGAGCAUGUGAAAAUUGGAGAGGUCUACGAUCAGUCCUUGCGAGACAAGUUACGGCAGAUGAAGGUAGAUGUGUUUGGAGAAGGAGGCGAGUUUCACACCGUGGCGGAGGUUUGGAGCGUUGAUCCUGAGAGGGCGCUUGGUGGUGCGGUGGAGCAGGCUUCCCUAUGGCCGAAGAGCGACACCCAACUGCCAGGCAUCAUCCACCAAGAUCUGGUGUUGGCCGUGGCGGCGUCCCGGAUCGAUGUGACAGUGAAAGACUUCGUGGCUUCGCUUCGAAAGCAGGGCAACUGGCCCCUGCUCUAUGCGGACGGCGCCUCGAAUUUGCAGCGCUCCUUCGAGUUCCUUCGGUCAAAGUUACCGGGUUCUCCCGCAUUGGGCAAGCAUCUCCUGUUCAAGCGGACCGACCUGUGGUUAGGCAGCCACACACUGUCGACACUCCACUUCGAUAACUACGAGAAUCUCUUCUCUCAACUCGUUGGAGAGAAGGAGUUUCUGCUGUGCCCCCCGGGCGACACUCCUCUCUUGGCGGAUGGACGUUUGCGAAAGGCCUACGCAACCUGGGAUCGAAGCGAUGGAAGUUUCGAGCGCAAGGCUGAAGGAUUAUCCGACGAAGCAGUCAUGAAUUACGCUGUCUACGACAUCGAGAAUCCUCCGGAAGAGUACGCGGAAUUGUCUGCAAAGCUUCGAACCACGGUCGUCACAGUUCAUGCUGGGGAGACUUUGUACUUGCCCUUCGGCUGGUGGCACCAGGUUCGCGGACGACCGGGUCCAGAAGGUCUUUGCUGCUCAGCCGCCUCCUUCUAUGCGCCUUUCUUUGUUCGGCUUCAGCCCAAGUCCAUGAGUUUCCCUGGCCCCUUGCUGCGCGGGAACCAACCAGGGCCGGUUCACGUGGAUGGGGAUGUGCGCACGGAGCUCCAAAAGUUCACGGACUUGAUGGACAUUGGCGAAGUGCUCCAUCGCGCCUUCACCAAUCGGUAUGAUGUGAAUCUUGCUUCCAUCAGCAGCAGCGAGGGACGGCUCUGCGCUCUGCGCAGCCCGGUGUCGCUGAUCUCGCGGCAAUUCCUGGAGGAUUCCUGGACAACCAUGGAAUCCAUCAGUGGCGAGGUGGAAGCAAUGUUCAAUGCCCAAGAGAACUGUUUCAUGAAGUAUGCCGGGCAGUGCGAGACUUAUGCCGCUUGCGCAGACAGCAGCGCCACCUUUGAUGCUGCGCUGGUGCCACUGCAGGGCCUUUUUUGGGCCGGAAACUUGACCAAGGUCCUUGCCUGGCAGCAGGAAGAGUUGGCUUUGCUGGAGCAGCUUCCCACGAACGACUUGGAAUCAGAGCUGGCCCAGAAGCUGCUUUCGGAUCUGCAGGGUGCAGCAGGCCGGCACGAUGGAGAAGUGUUCCCCCGGAGGGUACUGCGGCUACCACUUGCAGGCGCUCCAACGGUCAUGCACAACAGGCAUAAGGAACAGAGGCGCCGGGCUCCUGCGCUAGACGAUCACGUGACGAGUCUGAUACUGCGGAGGCUACCUCCCAACAUCUCAAAUUCCAGGCUGGUCCAGCACUUGGACACCAUUGUGCCGGGCAAAUACGACUUUAUUCAUGUUCCGCACCAUCAACAGACUGGGCAUAACAUUGCCCUGGCCUUUAUCAACUUUGUAAAUCACCAGUCUGCCAGGACAGUGUAUGAUACAUUCAUGCGACGGGACAGACAUCGCGCAGGGCCCUGGCAUCGUACGCAGGCAGCACCAGGCAACAUGCAGGUGCCGCGGUGGACAUCGGUGGACGGUGCCGCUCGAUUUCUUGAUGCGGCCGAGCGGGCCGAGAUUUCUAGUGAUUCAAGUCUUCUUUGA
This is a messenger RNA of Cladocopium goreaui, 3639 nucleotides long. The record is from the annotation of a GenBank genome assembly. Lineage: Eukaryota; Dinophyceae; Suessiales; Symbiodiniaceae.